UAAGGAGGAGCAGCACAAUGAUGGUGCAAUGGAUGAAACGGAGCUGCUGUUGAUGGAGUUUUGCUCCUGGGAGGACUUCUGCACCUUUUUCGAUGAUUGGUGUGAGAAGAGGAAAGCUCUCUUCUUUCUUCGGUAUUCCAUCCCAAUAAACAAGUGUAAAUGGGCCAAUGAGAGUCUCCAGUGGGAAAUGGUGGAAGCUCUGAAGUUCAGCUCGGCCCGCCUAUUCUGCAAAAAUGUCCAUGUAUCCAACAAGAAGGAAAUCAUAGCACCUAAAGAAAGAAAGGAGCAUUGUGCAUCUGAUGAAGAAGAUUCAAGAGAUCAGCAGGGUUGUAGCGCCUACAUAUUCCUAAAGCUGAGUGAGAGGAAGAACAGACUUUGCAUCACUAAGUGCCAGUUACAACACAACCACCCAUUAUGCCCUAUCGAGUUUGACUACUACUUCAAAAGAGGGCUUCUGUUGGCGAACUGCUGUCUCCCUACACGCAUCACCAACAAGAUCUCCAAGCAGUUUGUGGGAUCUCUGGAUAUUAAACACCUUUUGUCCAAUUGCAAAACUAAGGAUAACGGGAUCAUGGACACACUUAAUUCACUGGACAGUCUUUUUUCUAUUGACCUAGAUGCAAAAGUGAAAUUAAUAUUUUUAGAGGAUCAGGUCAUCAUCAAGAUGGUAUUUCUGGUCACUACAGAGAUGGUGUCUUCGUGCCAGCAUUUCCCCACAGUACUAUUUUUUAACAAGGUCUUGAGGGUCAAUGAAGAUUUUGACUUGUUUAGUUUCGUUUGUGCAGAUCAGAAUGCACAAGGUAAAGACUGUGCUUAUAUAAUAGUUAGGAAAGAAACGACUAAUGUUUUACGCUUUGCUUCAGUCUCACUCGUGCAAAGUGUCCCCAAUAUUAAAUUCAGGGUACGAUGUGUAGCAGUUGGGGUUGAUAUUGGGGAGAAGGAAGUGGUGAAAGAAAUAUUUCCUCACGCUACAGUUCAGAUCUUACGUUCUCAAGUUCUCCCGACCUUGCAUUGUAAGGCCCUGGAAAUGGGGGUUACAGAGGAGGCAAAACUUUUGGCUCUCUUUUCUCGUAUAGUUUCUUCUAAAAGUCCUGAAGACUACAAUAAAACAGUCAGAAGCUUGGGUCUCUAUUGUUCAGAUAGCUUUGUAAAAUACUUCAUGGAUCAGUGGCAUACAUGCCGUGAAAUGUGGGUUGAUAUUUGGGCCUUCAAUUUUGCACGAAUAGAUACGUCCGAGAUUGUGUUUCAGCAUAACCAAAAGAUGAGUGACCUCUUGGGUUCUAAUGCAACGGUGGCUGAAUGCAUUCAGCAUCUCGUAACAACAAUUUCUGUCAAGACAGAACAACAGAGAAAGGAAAAGGAAAUCGCUUCCCGGUACAAAUCGGUGUGCACACCGGACGAGGCAAGUAUGAUCGAAGAAGAGCUUAGUUUUUUAAGGGACUGCAAAUACCACAUCAAACAAACUUCUAAGGGCUUCUUGCUCUUUGAUGGUGUGUCGGAAUUUUUUAUGGAUCUGAGUCUUGUGACUUGUAGCUGUACAAUCCACAACUCUAGUCUUCUGCCCUGCCGCCAUAUAUUUGCCACACGACUACGGAAUGGAGAAGAAUUGUUUGAUUUAAAAUUGUUAUCAAAAAGCCGCCCUUAA
Nanorana parkeri is the source of this 1645-nucleotide messenger RNA. RefSeq lists its product as uncharacterized. The record is from RefSeq and is a predicted model, not a curated record. Gene Ontology annotation, molecular function: zinc ion binding. Lineage: Eukaryota; Metazoa; Chordata; Amphibia; Anura; Dicroglossidae. The annotation marks the transcript as partial. The transcript is spliced from 3 exons.